AUGGAACACUGCCGAGAAGAAUGCGCAAGAAGCGUCUGCAAAGCCAUUGUUGAAGGUUUCAAUAAUGUUCGAGAGCCUAUUCGUCAUGCCGUCAAUAAUGGGCUACAGGAUGGAAUCCGGGACGGCCAAGGAGUUAUGCAAGAUACUAUCAGAAACAGCAUCCUGGCCGAAGUUCGUUUAGCCCAAGAAAACAUUGCCGACAGUGUAAACAAUCGCAACAAGAAUGGCAUCGAUAGUACUAAUAAUACUGAGCAAGCCUUAAGGUGGUGGGACGAAUUUCUUCGGCACACAAUUACAAUAUCCGUUUUCGGAGGAUCAAUCACCCUUACAGUCAUUGUCCAAGCGAUUCAAGAUCCUGCCGAGCUGAAUAAGGACUCAAGAUUUCAUCACGACACCGUCCGCAUAUUUCUCACAGUAGCCUGGCUUCUUUUUGUCAGCGCACUGGCUCUUGCACUUGUCAGCAGUCUUCUUCUGCCAUUUGAUCAUGAGGCAUUGCCUAUGUGGAGGUGGUAG
Messenger RNA from Fusarium odoratissimum NRRL 54006, 513 nucleotides. RefSeq lists its product as uncharacterized. The transcript has 2 exons. The record is from RefSeq and is a predicted model, not a curated record. Bases 1 to 513 code for a protein of 170 amino acids. NCBI's taxonomy places the organism in Eukaryota, Fungi, Ascomycota, Sordariomycetes, Hypocreales, Nectriaceae.